UUUCAUUCCAAAUUCUUAUUUCCCUCUGCAAAACCUAAUCCUAUCUUCAAAAAAAAAAAAAAAAAAAAAGUUCUUUCUUUACGAAUUCCUUUUUCUUGAACCUCAAAUCCUCUCUCUCGCUCGUCGCCACAUUCCCUUUGCCCUAAUUCAUUUGCUCUGCACAAUCGGUGAUAAAAGCCCAAAGGUGAAUUCAGUAUCUGUUUCUUCGUUUCUAUUCCAAUGCCGCUUCCUCCCAAACUGAGCCGACAACUGCACAGGGAAUCAGACGUUGCGGAUAUGCCUUCCAACAGCUUGUGGGUUGGUAACUUAUCCAUAGAUGUCACCGAUGCGGAUCUCAUGAAUUUGUUUGCGCAGUUUGGUGCGCUUGAUAGUGUCACUUCCUAUUCCUCCAGGAGCUACGCUUUCAUCUUCUUCAAGCACAUGGAGGAUGCUCAAGCGGCCAAGGAGGCUCUUCAGGGUUUUUUUCUGCGUGGGAGUCCUAUCAAAAUCGAGUUUGCCAGACCGGCCAAACCUUGUAGGAAUUUGUGGGUGGGUGGAAUUAGCCCAGCUGUUUCAAGGGAACAACUUGAAGAAGAAUUUUCCAAAUUUGGUAAAAUUGAUGAAUUUAAGUUUUUGCGAGAUCGGAAUACUGCAUUUGUUGAGUAUGUUCGAUUGGAAGAUGCAUCACAGGCUUUGAGAAUGAUGAAUGGGAAACGCAUUGGUGGAGACCAGAUUCGAGUUGAUUUUCUUCGGUCACAGCCAAUGAGAAGAGAUCAGUGGCCAGACACCAGAGAUGGGCAUGGACAGCUUCAGGGUAGAAAUGUGGGGAUGGGUGAUUUCCAAUCUGGUUAUAAAAGACCACUGCAUGCUCAAUCUUCAGAAGUGCGUAGAGAUGGACCUCCCAGUAAGGUUUUGUGGAUUGGUUACCCUCCAUCUGUUCAAAUUGAUGAACAAAUGCUCCACAAUGCAAUGAUUUUAUUUGGUGAGAUAGAGAGAAUUACGAGUUUCCAUUCUAGGCAUUUUGCAUUUGUAGAAUUUAGAAGUGUUGAUGAAGCACGACGUGCUAAGGAGGGUCUACAAGGACGGCUUUUUAAUGAUCCUCGGAUUACUAUUAUGUUUUCAAACAGUGAUCCGGGACCCGUAAAAGAGCACCCUGGCUUUUAUCCUGGUGGUAAAGAGGCUAGGCCUGAUAUGUUCUUCAAUGAGCAUCAAAUCCGUCCUCCACCAAUGGACCUGAUGGGACAUCCUCACCCAAUGGUGCAAAAUAAGUUUCCUGGACCACUGCCAUCUAGUGGUAUUCUUGGACCAAACACAGCAGUAAGACCACCACCCUUUGGUCCUCCACAGGGUAUCUCAGGGCCCCCUGAGUUUAAUGACUUGGCCACACCGCAUAGUUUCCAGGAUGCAAAUUCAAAAAAUAUGAUGGGUCCAAAUUGGAGAAGGCAAUCUCCUCCUGCACCUGGGAUACUUUCUUCUCCAGCUACUGGUAUUCGUCCACCUCCACCAGUGAGGUCCACUCCAAAUUCAUGGGAUGUUUUGGAUGUAAAUCAAUUCCAGAGGGAUACCAAACGAUUAAGGAUAGAUGGUCCAGCAUCCUUAGACGAUGCUUCUUUUCCUCCAAGAAAGAUGGAUAACCGGGGCAUGGGUUUUGAUCAGCAAUAUGGGGUUGGUCCAGUAAGUGAUGGAGGUUCUUCUGUUGCAUAUGCCAAUGCUCCAGCGAAGACUCCUGCUAUUCCUAUAGGUGCAAGGGCACCAGUGAAUGGUCCUGGCCAGAGCCAUGCUGAAAAUGAUUUUAUAUGGCGUGGAAUAAUUGCCAAGGGAGGAACACCUGUUUGUCAUGCACGUUGUGUCCCAAUUGGCGAAGGAAUAGGAAGUGAGCUUCCUGAAGUAGUCAAUUGUUCAGCAAGAACUGGGCUGGAUCAACUCACUAAACAUUAUGCUGAAGCCACUGGAUUCGACAUUGUAUUUUUCUUGCCAGAUAGUGAGGAUGAUUUUGCAUCCUAUACCGAAUUCCUGCGUUACCUAGGUGCAAAAAACCGUGCAGGUGUUGCUAAGUUUGAUGAUGGAACGACAAUGUUUUUGGUUCCUCCUUCUGAGUUUUUGAGAAAAGUCUUGAAAGUUUCUGGUCCUGAACGGCUUUAUGGUCUCGUUCUCAAAUUUCCUCAGGUGUCUAUUAGUGAACCUGCUCCCCAACAGUCAUAUCUACCCAUUCUCACAUCUGACUAUGGUGAGAGACAGCAUGUUUUGCCUUCACAAACUGAAUAUGGGACGGUGCCUCCAAAGCAGGAUCAACUUCCUCCAAUGGAUUAUAAAAGGGUUUUGCAUGACGAAACCAAGGAGCCCCCCAAACCACUUCUGCCCACAAGUGAGCCACUACCGCUAGCAGUUCAGCCCUUGCCUCAAGAGUAUUCUGGUAACAAUAAUACAGCUGCAAUCUCGCAAGCUGGGUUAGCAUUAACACCCGAGCUUAUUGCCACCUUGGUUUCUUUACUGCCUGGUAAGACACAGUCAUCCAGUAUAGAGAGUGCCAAACAACCAGCAGUCUCACCACAACCUCCAAUUCCUCCUGUUGUUUCUAAUAAAGGGGCUACAUCUGAGGGAUGGAUGGUAGGUCAUCAAUCUUCUGAUCUAACCGGUCAGCCAUUUCAGCCAAUGGGAAAUCAUUUUAAUCCUCAGGGACAGAGCCUUUCUCAAUUUCAGCCUUAUCCACCUCUCCCCCAGACACCAAACCAGCUUGCACCACAGGUCAUUGGAACAAGCCAAAUCCAAGAUGCCGCUGUCAGUCUGCCACAGCAGCAGCAGGUACCCAUUCCUUACAGGCCUUUGUCUACUUAUUCUGCUCCUCCUGAAAAUGCACAAGCUUCUGGUUUGGCCUUGGCCAAUACUCAGUAUCAGCAUGACGUCUCACAAGUUAACCAGAGAGGUUAUGGGUCAGUCAAUGGAGUUGAUACUUAUGGGUAUGGUGCACCAGUUAUGCAACAAUCAACAAAUACUGUGACCUUAUCUAAUCAAGGUCAGGGUUCUACUACACAGUCACAACCUAUUACUCAAUUAGCAUCAGAUAGAGUGAACCCUGAGCUUCCUUAUCAGAUGCAGCAUUUGCAACCUGCCAACCUUGGCACUGGCACUGGGACCAGUGAGGUUGAGGCAGGCAAGGACCAGAGAUAUCGAUCUACACUCCAAUUUGCCGCCAAUUUACUCCUCCAGAUCCAGCAGCAGCAGCAGCAGCAGCAACAGCAAACAGGCUGGGGUUCAGGAAAUCAAUAGUGAGCAGCCCUUCGUUUAGGUAAAUUGCGAGGGUGAAAGGGAGAAGAGUUUAAUUAUGGGGUUUGUUUCAGAAGUCAGUGGAUGGAUGCAUGCGCUCGCUCGUUCACGCACGCCUUCGUUUUCUCCUUUCAAACUAAUGUAUGUAGUCUGUGGAUGGAUGCAUGUGCUCGCUCGUUCACGCAUGCCUUCGUUUUCUCCUUUCAAACUAAUGUAUGUUCGUGUCGCACCAUGGCCUCCUCAUUUGCCCACACGCCAAUACCCCUCGCAAUUGUAUCUCAUUUUUGGAAUUUCAGUCUUCUGCAAUCUAUGUAGCAUAGCUUGUUUUUAGAAACAUUAAUAUUUCUUUCAAGUUUCAUAAUUAAUUUUGGUUAUUGCA
Messenger RNA from Benincasa hispida (wax gourd), 3622 nucleotides. It is a transcript of the gene FPA, whose product is annotated as RNA binding protein. The record is from RefSeq and is a predicted model, not a curated record. Gene Ontology annotation, molecular function: RNA binding. NCBI's taxonomy places the organism in Eukaryota, Viridiplantae, Streptophyta, Magnoliopsida, Cucurbitales, Cucurbitaceae.